Molecule: messenger RNA, 634 nt
Organism: Amoebophrya sp. A25
Lineage: Eukaryota; Dinophyceae; Syndiniales; Amoebophryaceae
Source: the annotation of a GenBank genome assembly
GGUCGAGUGGUAAGACAACUAUCUAGGCCGCAUAUCAAGCAUGCUGGAAGAAACGUCGAUGGCCAGAUGCUUGUCAGGCAUCGAGGUGGCGGUGCGCCUCGACGUAUGCGACUUGUUGACUUUACGGUAGUGUGACUUACUUUUAAGGAAAUCUAUGAAGACUUACUUAUCAACGACUUACGCUUACCUAAGAAAAGGGCUAGCGCUAGUGUAACUAUAAGUCCUUGAAUUACUCCACUACAAUUUCGAACAUUCACCUUUCAUCUCUUAAAUGAUGUUAAUGGUGGUGUGACAGCGUUUCAAACGAUAUAACACUAACAGGACCAUUGUCAGACUAUGAAGAAAGGAAAGAGUGUACUCAUACUCAAGAAAUUAGCUAGAACCUCCUGAUGGCGAAAGUGCCUAAUUUUCGGAGCAGGAUGAGUACACUUUUUCUUGUCAUAGUCUGACAAUGGUCUUGUUUUAUCGUUUGAAAUGCAAAUGCUUAGUACUAUGCAUGGUAUAACGUUAGAUCGACCACUUUUCUAAGUACUACAAGCGAGGAAGGAAAGACAUUCCGGCAACAGUUUUGCGCAUAGAGUACUGUCCCGGACGCUCAGCGCACGUAGCGUUGGUCCAAUACGAGGAUGGGGUA